This is a messenger RNA of Sphaeroforma arctica JP610, 275 nucleotides long. RefSeq lists its product as hypothetical. Gene Ontology annotation, biological process: negative regulation of actin filament polymerization; actin cytoskeleton organization. Gene Ontology annotation, molecular function: actin binding; phosphoprotein phosphatase activity. The record is from RefSeq and is a predicted model, not a curated record. The annotation marks the transcript as partial. Lineage: Eukaryota; Ichthyosporea; Ichthyophonida. The transcript has 2 exons. Gene Ontology annotation, cellular component: cytoplasm.
ACACUAUCCACGGCACUACCUACUUCACCCCAGCGAGAUUGUACCGAACCUGUAUCUCGGUGGAAUGAGCGCAGCCGGCAACCUCGCGGAGCUCGAAGCGUUGGGGGUCUCGCACAUACUCAACGUGGCGAAGGAGUGUGACAACAGCUUUGGCGACCAAUUUGUGUAUCUGCAUAUCCCAUUGGAAGAUACCGAACUGCAGCCCAUGGCCAGCGCGUUUGACCAGAGCAUCACGUUCCUGAGUGCUGCUGAGAAGGAGAGUGCAGUCUCUCUGG